AUGUCCUUGUCCUUCUUCUUGGAGUCGUCCUUGGACUCGGGAUCGUUUUUUUUCGACUUGAAGUCAAACAAAUCCGUUGAGGGCAAAGACGUCGAUUUGGACAAGGAAGAGCCAGCAUAUGGAAUUCCAGCACCAGCUGGCCGAUUUCCGUUCCAAUUGAUGUCCGAAACGGUGCUUGCGAGCCGAAGCGUCGGCCAAAAGUCUAACGGACGACAAAAGGUUGGAGAUCAUCACCGGCUUGAACACGUUAAGCUCAAAUUGUCCAGAAGCACCAGCAAAGGUGAUACAGGCGUGGUUUCCAAACACCUGGGUGCAAACCAUGGUCAUGGCCUCGUUCUGGGUAGGGUUGACUUUUCCUGGCAUAAUGGACGAGCCUGGCUCGUUUUCUGGCAAUGCCAAUUCGCCGUAACCGCAACGAGGACCAGAUCCAAGGUAUCUGAUAUCGUUGGCGAUCUUGUACAGCGAGGUGGCCACGGUGUUGAGUGCUCCGGAGGCCUCGACAACGGCGUCGUGGGCAGCCAGGGCCUCGAACUUGUUUGGAGCGGUUUGAAACUGCAAUCCGGUCAGUUUGGACACCUCCGCAGCAACUUUCUCAGCAAAACCUUUCUUGGUGUUCAAUCCGGUUCCGACAGCGGUUCCUCCUUGAGCGAGGAAUCUGAGGGUCAAUGGAGUGGCAUCUUGCAAGUGAGUUCUUCCAAUCUUGAUGAUGUCGGCAAACUCCUCAGCCUUCUUGUCCAACGAGUCUCUCAGGGCCUUCAUUUCCGGCAACAAAUGGUUGGUGAUCUCGGUGACGGCGGCAAUGUGCAUCACUGUUGGGAAAGUGUCGUUCGAAGACUGCGACAUGUUGACAUGAUCGUUAGGAUGAACGGGUUUUUUAGAGCCAAGAGUUCCGCCCAGAAUCUCAAUGGCUCUGUUACUGAUCACCUCGUUGGCGUUCAUGUUGGACUGGGUUCCCGAACCGGUCUGGAAAACAACCAAUGGAAAAUGGUCAACAAGCUUUCCAUCGGCAACCUCAGUGGCAGCCUGUUUGAUUGCGUCAGCCAAUUUAGGGUCCAACACACCAAGCUCCUGGUUGACAGUGGCAGCGGCUUUCUUCAAGAUUCCAAAAGCAUGCACAAUUGGAGCAGGCAUGAUCUCUCUUGGACCUCCGAUCUUGAAGUUCUGCAACGAUCUCUGGGUCUGGGCUCCCCAAUACUUGUCGUCAGCAACUUGGAUGUCUCCAAAGGCAUCCUUCUCUGUUCUCAUGGCUCUGGUGGUGGCCGAAAAAGCUCUUGUUCCAAUGGUUUUAGCACUCAAUCUGACACUUAG
Messenger RNA from Ogataea philodendri, 1308 nucleotides. RefSeq lists its product as uncharacterized. NCBI's taxonomy places the organism in Eukaryota, Fungi, Ascomycota, Pichiomycetes, Pichiales, Pichiaceae. The transcript is spliced from 3 exons. Bases 1 to 1308 code for a protein of 435 amino acids. The record is from RefSeq and is a predicted model, not a curated record.